Molecule: messenger RNA, 600 nt
Organism: Gongylonema pulchrum
Lineage: Eukaryota; Metazoa; Nematoda; Chromadorea; Rhabditida; Gongylonematidae
Source: the annotation of a GenBank genome assembly
AUGCUAUUUUUUGAUGUGUUUAAGGCGGCUGAAGAGUUGCAAGUACGACAGAAGAGGCGAAUCUAUGACAUAACGAAUGUACUCGAAGGCAUUGGACUGAUCGAAAAGAGAUCCAAAAAUAUCAUUUGCUGGCAAGGUGGGCGUCUGCCUCAGCCGGGCUGCUCCCGUGACAUGGAGUCUGAGGAAGAGAAGCAAAUUUUGAAUCGAAAAGCGGAACUGGAAAGCAUGGAAAGGCAGGAACUGCUUCUUGACACCCAUAUAAAAUGGAUGAAACAGCAAAAUUUGAAACUGGCUUAUUUGACCGAAGACGAUUUGUUGUCAGUGUUCGAAGAUAGCACGAUCAUUGCGCUGCAGGCGCCAAUGGGCACUUUCAUUGAUGUUGGAUCACCACCCAAAAUGCACGACCUCAAUGUUCGAUACUCUUUACGCCUCAAAAGUGCUUGCGGCCCCACGAAUGCGACAUUAAUUGGUGGUAUUAGCACGAUACAGAGUCACUGUGAACCGUUUGACGAUGAUUUCGAGAAGGCCGAGACAUCAGUCCAUCUGAAGUGCAAUAUAUUAUAUAUCAGCCACAACAGGGCAAUUCGACGUUUACACAAG